AUGGGCAGAAAGGUGGUCAUAGUGGGAAUCUCGGGUGUCGGAAAGACCACCCUGGUCUCUGCCAUCGUGGAGCUGCUCAAGCACAGGAACAAGACCGUCUCUGUGGUCUCCUUUGGCACCAUGAUGUUCGAGGCGGCAAAGAAGGUGGGCGUAAACGACCGGGACAAGCUCCGGCGGCUUCCCAUGGAGCAGCAGCAGAGCCUGCAGAUGCAGGCAGGCACCCAGAUAUCCCUGAUGACAGAGGAUGUGGUGAUAGUGGACACCCAUGCGUUCAUCUCUACACCCGCGGGAUUCUACCCCGGCCUCCCCGAGUACGUCCUCAAGACAAUACGACCGUCAAACUUUGUCUCCGUUACCGCAAUGCCGGAGGAGAUCUACAACCGCCGGAUGAACGACCCCACCCGGAGACGUGACAUCAUAUCGAUAUCGGCCAUAAAGAGGGAGAUGGACGUGCAGAACGCCAUGCUCUCCACAUGCUCCGUGCUCUCAGGAUCCCCGCUCAAGUCAGUCAUGAACGGGGAGGGAAAGGUUCAAGAAGCUGCACAGUCUGUAAUAGAUGCAAUAGGGUUGUGA
Molecule: messenger RNA, 573 nt
Organism: Geodia barretti
Lineage: Eukaryota; Metazoa; Porifera; Demospongiae; Tetractinellida; Geodiidae
Source: the annotation of a GenBank genome assembly